This is a messenger RNA of Rhagoletis zephyria (snowberry fruit fly), 3990 nucleotides long. RefSeq lists its product as uncharacterized. Gene Ontology annotation, biological process: double-strand break repair via homologous recombination; resolution of meiotic recombination intermediates. Lineage: Eukaryota; Metazoa; Arthropoda; Insecta; Diptera; Tephritidae. The record is from RefSeq and is a predicted model, not a curated record. Gene Ontology annotation, molecular function: DNA endonuclease activity; protein binding. Gene Ontology annotation, cellular component: cytoplasm; nucleoplasm.
GAGUAAUUUAAUCCCUAAAGGAAUCAUUACGACCCAGCUCUGCAUACACUAGGCUGCCUCACAAUCAAUACAAAGAAAAGCGAUUCUCCUUCUCCAGCGAAUUUUAUAACUCCAACCUUUCCUUAAAACUGCAUGAAAACGUCACGUUUAUCAUAAAUCUAAUUUAUGUAUAUCGCAAAAUGUUUCCCGAGAAAAUAGUCUGAAUAAUGGGAACAUGUAAAUUUAAAAGUUUUUUCAAAAAUUCUGCCAUCAGUUCUUUGGUAUUUACUUUUCAUUCUCACAGUAUCAGCGAUUUUUUUAAUUAAACCACUCAAGCCCCAAAAACUUCAGACAUUUCUUUGUUUUGCCGAAAAAUCCUAGGAUGUUUCAACAAAAAAAAAACAAUGCGAAACUGAAAAUCAGCCCAAAGAUUUUAAAGUUAUCAAACACUUUAAAAAAUUAAAAGAAGCCAAAACUAAAAACUAUCAUUAGUUUGAACUAAAAAACCUUUUCCGUUUUACCUCGAAAUUUGGUUAAUAUACGGCUGAGCUGUUAAAAUUUCCACGAAAACUAUACUGAAAAGCUUAAAAAUGUCGUUAUUUUGAAGAGCUGAACAGUGUUUUUUUUUUUAUUUUGAUGCAGAUCUUUUAUUGAAACACUCGUCUAUAGGGUUAUUUGAUGUUAGAAGUGUUCCAGCUAAAAAAUAAAAAUAAAAUAAUGCGAGUUUCAGAAGGAUUUUCAAUGUGCUUCAGCUUACGAUUAGUGCCGAAUUGAAACAAAAUAUUUUAUUGGGCGCUAAAAUUCCACAUUUUAUUAUCUGCUUGGAAAAGCGGCAAAUUUUCGUCAUGCGGCACCCUAGUGUAGACCCUAGAUUUCUUUUAUAUUUUGCAGACACAUUUACGGGCUGUCCUGAAUGCAAUCAACGAUGGGUGCAACGUUACACACUACUCCCAUUGGAGUUUAAUCGAUAAUUUCGAGUGGAAUAAGGGAUUUACUGAAAAGUUUGGUCUCUAUUACCUGAACAUGACAAGUGAGAAUAAAGAACGUGUUGCCAAAAAUUCGGCGCAUUACUACAGGAGUGUCAUUGAAAGUCGGGAAAUAUCAUCAGGCGACAAUUACGUGUGAAAAGCUGGUGCUACAUGAAUAUUUAUUUAUACAAAAACAAUAUUUAAAUUACAUAUGUACAUAUGUUUGUUGUUUGUAUAUGCAAGCACUAGGAUACGAUUAUUGAAAACUAAGUGGCGCUUUGUUAUUUGAUUAUAAAUAAAUAUGUACCUUUUUGCAUACAUGUGUUUGUAUGUAUAUAUGUACAUACACAUAUUCGUUGACGAAAGUAGUCAAAUUUAGUCGUUAGUAAAGUCAAAUCUAAUUUAGUGGGGCGUAUUUGAAGUAAACUGCAAGGCGAUAAAGUGAAAAAAUAAGUUCUUUAAUACAGAUGGAUAUGUAUAAUUUAAGUGGGAUAGUGCUAAAAUAAAGUAAAAAUAAGGGAUAACAAAAGGAUAUGUAUCAAUAACGAAAGGAACAUUUCCAGAAAAAUAUUCUAAUUAAAAUAAUAUGAGUGAAAGUCCUGCAGAGAUGUCAAGUUUUCAAGUGGACCAGCGGGCAAAUUUCCUCGCUCUUAUUUUGUUGGACGCACUAGAGGAUGGCAAUGAAAGCGACAUAAAUGCAAUACUUGAAAGGAAUAAUGUAGAUGCAAGUUUUGUCCCUGUUGAGCGCGGUAUAUCGCCACUGCAUUAUGCGUGCGGAAUGGAGAACGCAGAAUUAGCCUGGGAGAUAUCAAAAAGAUUCCUUCAGGACGGUGCUGAUCCCAAUGUGCGGUCCAACGAAAAUAUGACGCCAUUGCAUGUGGCAGCAAUAUUUGGACGUGUGGAUAUUGUGAAGCAACUUUUGAAAUAUGGUGCUCAAUAUGAUGUGGUGGACGAUGAACGUAAAACACCUAUACAUUAUGCCAUAGAAGAUUGCCAUUUCGAAGUGCUUGAAGCGAUUAGAAACCAUAUUUUUCAACAUAAGUACGAUAGAGACUGUCAAAAGCGCAGUAAUGAAUGUAGACAGGACUCCAACACUCCAGCUCCAAAAACAGUAAGGUUACGUGAUGAAAAUGCCUCGAAUAUUACGCCAGUCAACAAGGUACUUCGUAACGUACUUGCCACGGAUAAUGAAAACCACGAUACACCAGCUAAAAAAUAUACACCUAACCGUGUACAUUACAAUUAUGAUGUCACAUCUCCAUAUUACAUUAACAUCACCCAUCGACGUCACAGGCCUCAGCCUAUAUUUCCAACCACUGCGGAGCCGCUCAAUAAAGCCCGCAAUAUUGAAAGAAAUAGUUCAGAUGUACAAAGUGUGAAUUCUGAGGGACAUCGUCCGGAAUCACUAACUUCACCUCAAAAGUCAGUUAAUGUUUUCGACCUAACAGAGAAAAACUUAAAAGAACUUUCCCUGGCCACAUCUAAUUUAGAACGAUCUUGCAUAUCUAUGAUCGAGUCUUGGCGAAGAAAAGUAGAGAGUUCACGAGCGAGAAGGUCAAUUUUAAGGCAGUACACCAAUGUUGACGAAAUGUUGGACGAAUUAAUGAACAGCGACCAUCUUAACUAUACGAACACAGCGUUGCAAAAAGAAGUGAAGUCAGAUUCGGCAGAAGAGCAACCAAAAGCAUCUACAGCAACCGCAGGGAAGUUCUUACUUAAUCCUAAUGUCUCUUUGGGUGCUAUAAUACAAAAAGCGGCGCAAGCCAAUGUCUUAAAUAUGGAUCCACCAGCACGCAAUCGAGAGUUAGACAGUAGCUAUCAUACUGUGCCACCUUUCACUGAACAAUUGGAUGAAAACAUAAGUGCAAAUAUGCCAGAUGAAGGCUUGCAAAACUCACAGAAGAACUACUUAAAAGAAAAAAGUACAAAAAAUUCAGCAUCUGAAUAUUUUCUACAAAUGACUGAGGCUUACGUACACACUGACGACGAGAACGGCCUAGUUUUCUAUGAAACCAAGCUGCUUAGUACCCAGAAUCAUGCAACUAACAGCGAUCAACAAAAUUUGAAUAAUACAAUAUCCACUAAUGUUACAAUUCCUUUGGACUACGAAACGGACGAGCUACGCGCAGAGUUGACACAUUAUGGCGAUCCUCCAGGACCGAUAACAAAGAGUACGAAAAAGCUUUAUAUUAAAAGACUUAUAAAGUACAGAAGGAAUGCUCCGAACCCCCUCCAGCUUAAUACCAAGGGAGCGACUAACGCUGAUAAAACCGCAAGGUUCUCAGUGGAACUGCAGCGUACAAUACGUUCUUCAGAACAGUUUUCUUUAAUACCCGAGUACAUGAAAUAUGAGUCCAAAUCGGCAGAGUAUUUUGCCAACCUUCCAAACAAGCGGAAAAUGAGAGAAGGACACCUAAAACAAAGCUUUAUAUAUAUGCUUAUCGAUCCCCGGAUUUCAUGUAAUUUACCAGGGGAAAGUGUGUUUCUUGACAAGCAUAGCGCAUGGAUGCGAUUUCUUCAUUCAGUUUUCUAUGUGGGCAAAGGAAAGACUUCACGGCCAUAUUCCCAUUUAUAUGAAGCGAUGAAAUUGCAUUCACGUGUACAUAGUCAGGAGAAUGUUUCAAAAACCAGUUCGGGAAUUGUAAAACCACGGCGUGGGAAAACGUCAUCGAUUCGAAAACAAAAUCUUUGUGUAGACGUUUUCAAAACGAGUCUCUGUAAGUCUCCGGAUAAUAAAAAACUGAACAGAAUCCUAGACAUUUGGCGCUGUGGAAAAGGUGUGGUUUGUUUACAUGUCUUUCACAAUAUAUUACCCUCAGAGGCGUAUACCAGAGAAGCGGCUAUAAUCGACGCAUUUGGAUUAGAUCAUUUAACAAAUUACAAGCGAGGCGAUUAUUACGGUCCAUCGCAAACCUGGACUAUGAAGGAAAAGAAAUUCUUAGGUAUAUCCUUGCUGUAUAAAGCAUUACAAAUAUAUUUAGCCGAGGGAGAAUCGCAACUUUCCCCGAGUGAUCUCAUAUAAAGUUGUAAGCUAUGUAUAUAC